Messenger RNA from Lodderomyces oxycetoniae, 330 nucleotides. RefSeq names its product 60S ribosomal protein eL30 (gene RPL30). Gene Ontology annotation, cellular component: cytosolic large ribosomal subunit. Gene Ontology annotation, molecular function: structural constituent of ribosome; RNA binding. The transcript has 2 exons. The coding region runs from base 1 to 330 and encodes 109 amino acids. Lineage: Eukaryota; Fungi; Ascomycota; Pichiomycetes; Serinales; Debaryomycetaceae. The record is from RefSeq and is a predicted model, not a curated record.
AUGAAAGCUAAUGCACCAAAAUCAGCAAAGAACCAAGAAAACAUUAAUGCCAAAUUGGCUUUGACUAUCAAGUCAGGUAAAUACACCUUGGGUUACAAGUCUGUUGUUAAAUCAUUAAGAACAGGUAAGGCUAAAUUAGUUGUCAUUGCUGCUAAUACCCCAGUUUUGAGAAAAUCCGAAUUGGAAUAUUACGCUAUGUUGUCAAAGACUCCAGUUUACUAUUUCCAAGGUGGUAACAAUGAAUUAGGUACCGUUUGUGGUAAAUUAUUCAGAGUUGGUACUUUAUCCAUUUUGGAUGCUGGUGAUUCUGAUAUUCUUACUUCUAUCUAA